AUGCUCAAGUACCAGAAGUGGCUCGCUGCAGGUGUCACAUUACUCACGCUGUGGCUAUCGCUGCUGCAAUACGUGUCCAAGCAUGUGCUCAAUCCCCACAUGGUGACGGUAGUAAAAGCGCUGCCCUUGCUUGCGGUCGUGUCUUUUGGCGUGUACUCGCUGGCAGUGAUCACGUUGUCAGUCAUGGCAGUACAAGACUUCCCCGAGGCAUCCAAGGAACUGGAUGAACAUGUGGUAGCAGCGAAACUGGACCUUGCAAAGAAGGGAUUCAAGUUUUAG
Molecule: messenger RNA, 279 nt
Organism: Peronospora matthiolae
Lineage: Eukaryota; Oomycota; Peronosporomycetes; Peronosporales; Peronosporaceae
Source: the annotation of a GenBank genome assembly